GUUAAAUGCAGCUGAGUGAUGGAUGGUCUACAUGCAGUGUAAUAGAGCAUGCACUGCAUUUAUAAGAUCCAUACAGUAGGCCUACUCACAAACAUGAAAUACUACCCCCCCCCCCCCCCAAGUUUAAACUAUGCUAAAAGUACAUUAACGUCGGAGUGACAAAAUUGAAGGGGAAAUGAAGUCCAGUUCCCUUUUCAUGUUUUUGGUACUCUGUACAUGACAACAAACACUAUUGCCAAUUAGUUUGCAUUCACAUUAAAGUGACCAUGACUAAGGGGGGAAAUGUAGUCCAGUUCCUUUUUCGUAUGCAUGAUAUCAAACAUUGCCAACUAUUUCAUGUUCACAUGUAUCCAUUUCCUUUUUGGAUGAUGCUAACAAACAGUAUUGCCAAUUAUGUUAAUGGCACACUGGGAACUUAAUGGACGUGUCUUUACUGUGCGCACACCAGACAGUCUAGUUACUUAUUCAUAUAAAAGCCAUGUACGAUCAUAUUGUGAAAAUAAUCACUUUGCAUGCAGCUAAAACUCACUAUUGACCUCAACUGACUUCAUUUAACCUUGAACUCUUAGUCAUGCUGUGUGAAAUCUUUGUACACUACUGGUUUGUCCUUGGUUUACCAUGUGCGGUACUUGUUGUUGUACAUGAAUAAACACUGUACCUUCACAGUCAAUGGUGUGACAGCAUUUCAUCUUUUGAUGAUUUAAUGUGCAUUUAAAAUCUGCAAGGUCAAAUUUCUGAACCAAUUCAGCAGAAACUGUUCCUUAUUUUGUGACACAAAUAAUGCCUUUCGCUUAUAUUUAGUCAACUAAUCGGAAGAACUGGGGCCCAAUUUGAAUGGGCUGCAGUGUUAUGUGCUUAUGGGGUGUGGCUCAUUGGUCGUAAGCACAAACUGAGAGCCAUGAAGUUGGGCCCUAGUCACAAGCGAUUUAAAGUUGAGUAUCGAGAGAUGGAUGAAAAACUGGCGAAUCUCUCUGAAGAUGAGUACUUCUCUGAGGAGGAGAGGCAGGCUAAGAAGGAGAAGGUCGUGAAGCACGUAGAGGAGGAGCCAGAGGAGAGCGACAUCGAGGAGCCUAAAGGUCUUGAGGGAGCUGCAUUCUCAGCUCGACUCCCCAGUGACAAGAUGACUGCCCAGGAGGCAGCAUGCUUUCCAGAUAUAAUCCAAAGCCCUACACAGACACAGAAGCUGUUCUUGUAUAUCCGCAACAGACUGCUUCAACUAUGGUUUGAGAAUCCUAAGAUGCAGCUGAUAUUUGAGAAUGCACUGCCACAGAUUGAAGCUCCUUACAACAGUGAUGUCCAACUUGUGAUGCGGGUCCACGCAUACCUCGAACGCCAUGGUCUCAUCAACUUUGGUGUCUACAAGCGUCUGAAACCCCUCCCCACCAAGACCAUGGGGAAGGUGCUCAUCAUCGGGGCGGGUAUCUCCGGUCUAGCCGCAGCCUCACAACUCCAGACGUUCGGUAUGGACGUCACCAUCCUGGAGGCCCGGGACCGGGUUGGGGGCCGGGUCACCACGUAUCGUAAGAAUAACUACGUGGCCGAUCUCGGAGCGAUGGUGGUGACGGGUCUUGGGGGUAACCCCAUGACCGUUGUAAGCAAACAGGUCAACAUGGAGUUGGCCAAGAUUAAACAGAAGUGCCCACUUUUUGAGAGCGGAGGUCAAACGGUAUGGACGAUUCCCAAGGACAAGGAUGAGAUGGUAGAGAGAGAGUUUAAUCGUCUCCUUGAAGCAACAUCCUUUAUGUCUCAUCAGCUGGAUUUCAACUUCAUUAACGGCAAACCCGUCUCCCUCGGUCAGGCGCUGGAACUAGUCAUAAAGCUUCAGGAGAAGCAAGUGAAGGAGAAGAAAGGUGAUUAUCUAAGGACGUUGAUCAAUCUCCAAGAUCAAACCAAGGAGAAUCAAACACAGCUUCUUGUACUUCAAGACAAGAUUAAGGAGCUCCACAAACAAUACAAGGAGGUCUCGGAGGCCAAAUCACCGCGGGAUAUCACCGCAGAGUUCCUAGUACGCAGCAAGAUGCGCGAUCUAAACACUGCCCUCAAGGAGUACGAUUCACUCGUCUUUAACCAGAAAGAACUCGAUGAGAAGACACAGGAACUGGAGAAUAAUCCUCCAAGUGAUGUUUACCUCUCGUCUCGAGAUCGUCAGAUCCUGGACUGGCACUUUGCCAAUCUGGAGUUUGCCAACGCCACGCCCCUCUCCACCCUCUCCCUCAAGCAUUGGGACCAGGACGACGACUUUGAGUUCACGGGUAGUCACCUGACUGUGCGGAACGGCUACUCCUGCGUUCCGAUCGCACUGUCCGAGGGACUGGACAUCAAACUGAACACCGUCGUCAGACAGAUUAAGACCAGCCCAAACGGUGUGGAAGUCCUUACCCAGAGUACUAAAAAUCAAAGCGGUAUGUACACCUACAAGGCAGACGCAGUAGUGUGUACUCUACCCCUUGGGGUGCUCAAGCAAUCCCCUCCAGGGGUACAGUUUGUCCCCCCACUACCGGAGUGGAAGACAAGUGCUAUACAUCGCAUGGGUUACGGCAAUCUCAACAAGGUUGUCCUGUGCUUUGACAAGGCUUUCUGGGACCCCUCAGUGAAUCUCUUCGGUCAUGUAGGAAGCACAACGGCCAGCCGCGGAGAACUGUUCCUCUUCUGGAACCUCUACAAGGCACCAGUACUCCUCGCUCUGGUCGCCGGUGAAGCAGCGCAGAUCAUGGAGAAUGUCAGCGACGAUGUGAUCGUGGGACGAUGUCUGUCUGUACUGAAGGGAAUAUUUGGAGCUAGUACUGUUCCUCAGCCAAAAGAAGCAGUUGUCACCCGUUGGCGUGCCGACCCCUGGUCCAGGGGGUCCUACUCCUAUGUUGCGGCAGGGUCAUCCGGGAAUGACUACGACCUGAUGGCAACCCCCAUCACACCGACCCCAGUGGUCCCGGGUGCACCUCCCCAACCCAACAAUAUGCCCAGACUGUUCUUUGCCGGUGAGCACACAAUCCGGAACUACCCGGCCACCGUGCAUGGGGCUCUGCUGAGCGGACUGCGGGAGGCCGGGAGAAUCGCUGACCAGUUCUUGGGAUCCCCGUAUGCCCCUCAGAGACAGGUGCCCCCUGUUGCUCAUCAGACUGCCUAAAAGAGACAACAGUGAUUGAUACCCAGGAGCAGGGCCUUGAAAUAACCCAUAGCACCACCCAGCACUUGCCGUGGUGCCCCUGUGCUUUUGCUGUGGUGCCCUUUGCAAACUUACAUUUUCCCCAAUGAGGUGCCCCUACCAGUGGAAGAAUUGCUGUGCCCCUUCAAGAAGGAAGUUCAAGGCCUUCAGGAGGAUCAUCUCACAAUGUAUUGUCAGCUUCUAACUACAAGGACCCAGUUUUUCGUGGAGCCAUGUUUGGAAAAUGUUUCCCACUAAAUUACAAGGGAUCACAAGGCAGGCAAUUUACAAGAUAAACUUGACAAUGUGUUGUAUAAAACUAAGUUCACUAACAACUGCACUAGUUUGGCCGGCUGAAGAAGAUGCCAAUUUAUGCACUAUGUACGUGGGCUAUUUUGUUCGGUGGAGGUACAGUAUACACACUUUGCUUGCUUGCGGUUUGAGAUGUUUGUGAGACACCUCUGCAAGAAGUCUUAAGGAUCCCUUUAUACUAAGGAAGAGUCUUGGACCAUAGGCAGACACCCAUUGUGUGAAAGUAUGGAGUAGUCCUACACACAUUAGUAUUUUUAACGUUCCAGUGGAACUUUGCGAUGGUCUAACGAAACGAUCAAUGUGCAAGCACUGGAUCCAAUUAGAUUGUUCCUACCAUUCCAAUAUUUUCUCGUAAGGAAAAAACUGCCAAGCCUGUAAAAGAACGUUUAUGGCCUUAAUGCAAACUGCCGUUUUCUAAAAUAAACUCCUUAAAAAAGAAGAACAAAAAACCUAUAAGAACGCUCGGAGAACUUCAGUUUAUUUUGCAAAAUCAGAGCAAAAUGUUUUACUUUCCCAAGAUAGAAUUAUACGCUCUUGGGUGGCACAGUCCGGAUUUUGUGGAGAAAAAUUGUUUCGCUGUACAAAAGUGUUUUAAAAAAGUCUGUGCAAUUUUGGGUUGAGUAAAACUCAAUUAAAUUCGCUUGCCUAUAUUCCGACUCCAAACAUGGCCGACAGGAUAGGUGCAUAUAACUGUUUGAGUAAGCUGCACAUUUUGAAGAGGAUCAAUGUGUCCCAGAGCUGAUGUUUCUCACUCCCUCCCCAGCUCUCUUUUUUUCCAUGAGAGUUUGUAAAAUAUUUCCCUGUAAAAAAAAUUCCUUGUGUAUAUAUACUUGAAGGUGCCACCAUGUUAGGUCUUAAAUGAAGACAAUAUCAUCAACACAGCAAAACCUUUUCACUAUUUGACCAUACAAUAUUUAAUGUAAUUAAAGAUUCACUAUGUCGGCCUGCACUAUGAUAUUAUGUGAUGACUGUAUCUAUGCAGUACACAGUCAACCCACCUACUGUCUAACGAUUCGAUAUCAUCCACUGUUUUAAUUAUAGAUGCAUACAUGUAAUAUCAAUUUACAAUAUGAUACCAUGUUGUGAAUACAUACGGCAAAGUACAAGGUUAACCCUCCUACUGUCUAACCAUUCACUACCAUCCACUGUGGUUUUAUACACUAAUCCUCCCUGCAAUGUGGUAUGUGGCGAAUGCAUCCAAACAGUGCCCAGAAAAAUAUAUGCACCAUUAUUCAAAAGCACACAACCCCUUGCUGUUGAUUGGUUGGUCAACUCACUGUUUAUGUAAAUAAUAGUAGGAGGGUUAACCUUGAUUAAUUUUAGUAUAAUUAUCACCAUGUGCCCGAGACGUUGCAAAUUUAAAAACAGAAAGUUACUAAAAUAUUUGUAGGAUCAAUGUCUACAAAAAAUGAGACAAGAAGUAAAAAACAUUAUACGGUUUUGUCAUUGAAUUGUAGACUCUUUGCAAAUAUUGGAACAAUUUGAAAAGAUCAGUUCAGGACAUGACCUUUACUGUUAGAGUGUGAUCGGGUGGACGGUGGUCCAAUCUUGUACCCGAUUUUGGGCAUUUGGCUCAUGAUGGCUAUAGUCUCAGAAGGGUUACAUGUACACCUCAAAAUGUGAUCGUAGUCAUACAUGUACUUCCAAUCUUGCUACAAAAUGUGAACAGUCCGCUAUUGCUGUACUGUGCAUUUUUUUUCUUUUUGCAGUGACGUGACAGUAGAGCGGCAAUGAUGCAUCUUUGUUGUUGGUUUUGGUGUUGUGUAGUAAGGACUUAAAGGGAUUGUAAACACUUGGUAAUUGGAACCCACUGUUUGUUUCAUUCCUUUAUAGGUGUAGGUAUUAUACCAUCCAACUGAAAUUGCAAACUGUGGUAGCAUUUUUGAGAUAUGCCUCAAUUCUAGUUAUGCUCUCGCAAGAAGAAUGAUCUGCAUUUGGAAUACACAAUUUCAGAACUGUUACUGUUAGUUAUGCUUCUCAGAUUCAAAUUUUGGGGGAUAAAAAGUCGCAUUCAAUAACUGCAGUACUUCAAGGUGAAAAGUUUCUCAAAAUACUUUAUACUAUCGAAAGCUGCUGUACUUCUAACGAAGUUAGUUUUGAUUGCCAUUUUCAGAGUCAUUACCAAAUGUAUACAGACCCUUUAAUGAAUUCAUAAUCAGUGGAGUUCAAACAAGGUAGCAUCUUUAACACUGUUUGGUUUUCUUUAAAGACUUGUUAUUUAUUUUCCCUUCAUGUUGUAGUUGUGAUCAAUCUUUCUUAAAAGUCCAUUUUGUUACUAUUAAGUUUCUUUACUACUUGAAUAAUAUAAGUACUUCACCAACUACAAACUGAAAA
Molecule: messenger RNA, 5788 nt
Organism: Asterias rubens (European starfish)
Lineage: Eukaryota; Metazoa; Echinodermata; Asteroidea; Forcipulatida; Asteriidae
Product: lysine-specific histone demethylase 1A-like
Exons: 12
Coding region: 899-3124 (741 amino acids)
Biological process (GO): regulation of DNA-templated transcription
Cellular component (GO): nucleus
Molecular function (GO): oxidoreductase activity; protein binding; flavin adenine dinucleotide binding
Source: RefSeq, a predicted model, not a curated record